This is a messenger RNA of Cynoglossus semilaevis (tongue sole), 3576 nucleotides long. It is a transcript of the gene cebpz, whose product is annotated as CCAAT enhancer binding protein zeta. Lineage: Eukaryota; Metazoa; Chordata; Actinopteri; Pleuronectiformes; Cynoglossidae. The record is from RefSeq and is a predicted model, not a curated record. The transcript has 18 exons. Bases 34 to 3279 code for a protein of 1081 amino acids. Gene Ontology annotation, cellular component: nucleus.
CUUCCGGGUCACGCUUCUCACGCCGUAUCAAGCAUGGCAGCGAAAAACAAGCAGCGUAAGAAAACUAAAAGUUCAUUGAAACAGAAUUUCCAGUCGGAAGAAAAAGAACCGGAGCCUGAAGACAGCGGUGCGGAACAAGAUGAGGAGUCCGAAUACAGUAACGGAGGAGGUGGAGGAGGAGGUGGAGGAGGAGGGGGGAAUCUUGACGAAGAGGAGCUGAGUCUGGACGAAGUGUUACGGCUGGGAGGAACACAGGCUGACUACAUCCUCCUCGCUGCUCUGGAGGACAACGUGGAGCUGGUUGACGGAGGUAAGAAAGGAGCCAUCGACGACCUGGAGGAAGGAGAGCUGGAGACCUUCAUCAAGAAACUGGACUUCAAGGCCUUUGCUGGGCAGCACGUGAUCCCCGAUGAGCCUGACCUGGACGGUGCCAAAGAGGGUAAGAAGACCAAGACCAAGACUGGAGCGUCGGCCGCAGACCACGAGGCCGGCGGUCAGGAGGAAGUCGGCAGCGACCGGCAGGAAGUUACCAAACAGAAGGCCAAGAAGAAAACCCCGGAGCAGGGGAGCGCUGGGAAGAAGGCCCGACACAACGUCAACCUGUUUGAAUUCCAGCCCAGACACAACCUGCUCCUCAAACCUGGAGGGAAGUGGUUCGACCUGGAGUACAGCGCCGAGGGGUCGUCCUCGCCACAGGACCCUCAGCUGGUGUCUCAGUACAAGACGCUGGCGCAGCAGCUGCUGGAGGCCGAGGUGGCGCUCUACAAGAACAAGAAGGUUCUGCAGAAAGGAGCCAACUCUGCCUGGAUGAAGACCGUGGUCUCCUCCGGCGUGCUGGCCGACAGGAUGGCGGCCAUGACGGUGCUGAUCCAGGACGCCCCGGUGCACGCCCUGGAGCACGUGAGCAGCUUGGUGGCCAUGGUGAAGAGGAAGGGCAGCAGGAGGAUGGGUCUGAUGGCCCUGGACACGCUGAGGGAGCUGCUGCUGUCCGACCUCCUGCCCGAGAACAGGAAGCUGCGCACGUUCGCUGAGCACCCCUUCCACCAGCUGGAGGAGAAGGCCAGCGGUAACAGAGACGCCCGGGACCGCCGCCUCCUCAUCUGGUACUUCGAGCAUCAGCUGAAGCAUCACGUGGCCGAGUUUGUGGAGGCUCUGGACUCGGUGGCCCACGACACGGUGGCGGCGACCAAGGCCAAAGCGCUCGCCACCGCCCACGAGCUUCUGUGCAACCGCCCGGAGCAGGAGAAGGCGCUGCUCGGUCAGGUGGUCAACAAACUGGGCGACCCCGAGUACAAGACGGCGGCCAAGGCCUCGUACCUGCUGGAGACGCUGCUGCACCGACACCCCAACAUGAAGGCGGUGGUGUGCUGCGAGGUGGAGCGCCUGGUGUUCCGGCCCAACAUCAGCGCCAAGGCGCAGUACUACGCCGUCUGCUUCCUGAGCCAGGUGCUGCUGAGCCACGAGGAGGCCGCCCUCGCCGCCAAGCUCAUCAACAUCUACUUCUCCUUCUUCCGCGCCUGCGUGAAGAAGAAGGAGGUGGAGUCCAAGAUGCUGAGCGUGCUGCUGUCGGGCGUGAACCGGGCGUAUCCUUACGCCGCCGCCGGAGACGAGAAGGUGAAGGAGCAGCUGGACACGCUGUUCAGGGUGGUGCACCUGGUGAAGUUCAACACGGCCGUGCAGGCGCUGAUGCUGCUGUUCCAGGUGAUGGACUCGCAGCAGACCGUCUCCGACCGCUACUACGUGGCUCUGUACAGGAAGUUGCUGGACCCUGGUCUGUCCUCCUCCUCCAGACAGAGCAUGUUCCUCAACCUCCUCUACAAAUCUCUGAAGGUGGACAUUGUGCUGCGGCGAGUCAAAGCCUUCGUGAAGCGCCUCCUGCAGGUCAGCGCCGAGCAGAGCGCCAGCUUCGCCUGUGGAGCGCUCUUUCUGGUGUCAGAGGUCAUGAAGGUCAAACCAGGUCUGAAGACGUUGCUGCAGGAGGACGUGAACGGAGAAGAGGAGGAGUUCAAAGAUCAGCCUGAGGAGGAGGAGGAGGAGGAGGAGGAGGAGCAGGAGCACUUUGUUGAUGCUGACAAACUGCAGGAUGAAGGAAACCCACAGAGGUCGAAGGUCAAACCUGCAGCAUCCUGGGUUCAUCACCAAAACAUGGAAGGUGUGAAGAGGUCAAAGGUCUAUGACCCCCUCCACAGAAACCCACUGUUCUGCGGCGCCGACCACUCGGGAUUGUGGGAGCUGCAGAGGCUGACUCAGCACUUCCAUCCGUCCGUGUCGCUCUUCGCUAAAACUCUGCUGCAGGGGGGCACCAUCCUGUACUCCGGUGACCCUCUGCAGGAUUUCACUCUCAUUCGUUUCCUGGAUCGAUUUGUCUUCAGGAAUCCUAAAAAGGCCAAAGGUCAACAAAACACCGACUCGGCCGUGAUGCGACCGAAGCAGAAACUUUCCUUCAAGUCUCUCCCAGUGAACUGUGAAGAGUUUCUGUCCAAAGACGAAAGUCAGAUUCCUGUGGAGGAGAUCUUCUUCCACCGCUUCUUCAAGAAACGUCAGCAGGAGAAGCAGAAGCUUGGGCUGAGGGACAGAGUGGGGGACAACGAGAGUGUGGAGGACGUGGACGACGAGGAGUUUGAGAAGAUACUGGACUCCUGUGAGGGAGACUCCUACUUCACUGACCUGGGAGACCAGGACCUGGACUUUGCUGGUAACGUGAAGAGUAAAAAAGGUAAAAAAGGCGAGGAGGACUCGGACGUGGACGACUCGGACGUGGACGACCUGGACGACGAGGAAGUGUCUCUGGGCAGCAUGGAGGACGAGGACUUUGGAGACGAGCUGGAGGAGGACGGAGGAAUGUUCAUGGAUCCAGACGCUGAUGAAGCUGCGGAGCUGGAAGAAGACGAGGACGAGUCCAACGUCAACGACGCUGUGAUGGAAACUGUGAAAAUCAGGAAGAAGAGGAGGUCAGAGGAGGAGGAGCUGGACUUUUCUGGAGCUUUAGGCUCCAAACCAGGGAAGAAGAAGAAGAGAGGAAGGAAGGAGGCAGCCGUGUUUGCUUCUGCAGAAGAGUUCGGUUCCCUCCUGGAUGAAAACGCCGGCUCCAAGUUCGACAACAUCGGACUGAACGCGAUGGCGAACACGGACCGAGCAGGUGUGAAGCAGCUCAAGUGGGAGGCGCAGCGUGACGACUGGAUCCACGGCCGAGACGUCAAGACGCUGCGCAGGAAGAAGACGGCCUUCAACAGGAGGCGGGCGGUGGGCGGAGCCAGGAUGAUGGGGAAGAGGAAGUAGCAGAAGACGUGUCUUCUGUCAGUGCUGUUUGGACGACCACGCCUCCUGGUCUCGCUCUCUGACGCCGUGUUGUCCCGCCCACUCGUUGGACUGAUAGUAAACUGAGGAGACAGAAGCGUCAGCUGAUCAUGUUUGACGAGUCAUCAGACUGGAGUUGUUCAACAGGACUACAGUACGACGACACCUUCUAAGACGGACGGACACCUCCUCUUCAUGGAGCUCCUGAAGUCUGUGGAGAAACAGAUGUUCUAAAUUCACUGUUUGUUCUCAACGUAAUAAACAAAUGAUUGAAAAGGC